This is a messenger RNA of Peromyscus californicus insignis, 6491 nucleotides long. RefSeq names its product catenin delta 1 (gene Ctnnd1). Gene Ontology annotation, cellular component: cytoplasm; adherens junction; nucleus. Gene Ontology annotation, molecular function: cadherin binding. The transcript has 20 exons. Bases 773 to 3610 code for a protein of 945 amino acids. NCBI's taxonomy places the organism in Eukaryota, Metazoa, Chordata, Mammalia, Rodentia, Cricetidae. Gene Ontology annotation, biological process: cell-cell junction assembly; cell-cell adhesion. The record is from RefSeq and is a predicted model, not a curated record.
GUCACCACCCAAGCUCCCUUGCCUUUGGCUGGGUGCAACUUCCAUUUUAGGUGUUGGAUCUGAGGGGAAAAGAGAGAGAGAGAGAGAGAGAAGAAGAGAGAGAGAGAGAGAGAGAGAGAGAGAGAGAGAGAGAGAGAGAGAGAGAAAGAGAGAAAGAGAAGAGAAGAGAGGAGAGCGAGAGAGAGAGCGCGGAGAGCGAGCAGGAGGAAGGGAGGGCGAGAAACAGACACGGAGGGAGAGGGAAAGAGGCAGGAAAGAUCCUGAAACGAGGAAGAGGAAGAGGUGUCGAACCUCGCUGGAUUUGUCUUUCUCAGCACAUUGGUGAAGUUCUGGGUUUGUUUCUUAAAGGAUUGGCUUUAGAAGUCCACAUUUGAGAGAAAGAAAACUGAGGUUUAGUGGCAAAGUGGCACUUUGCCCAGUAUCAUGUAAAUGUUGGAAUCUGGGACUUGAUGCAGUCGAGAUCUAAAAGUCCAUGUUCUUUGAUGAUGAUGACGAUGAUGAUGAUAAUGAUGAUUGGUGCUAGCAAUUCUCCUGCCUCAGCCUCCUAGUGCUGAGGUUAUAGAUCUCUCUCCUUCCUUUUUGCUGCUUGCUAAGGUGGCUGGGAUGCUUCCAUGAUUUAUGUGAAUCUAGACUGGGCUGUUCUCUGUGCUAAACCAAUCAAUUACGACCCUUCUCUUAACAGUGUGAAGUGAGGGGGCCUACUCCUUUCUACUUCCUCUGUGGUCCACCUUACUUUUUAUCCUGCCCCGCGGCGGCUCCUCCCCUUACCUUCAUGGACGACUCAGAGGUGGAGUCGACCGCCAGCAUCUUGGCCUCUGUGAAGGAACAAGAGGCCCAGUUUGAGAAGCUGACCCGGGCGCUGGAGGAGGAACGGCGCCAUGUCUCGGCGCAACUGGAACGCGUCCGGGUCUCACCACAAGAUGCCAACACACUCAUGGCCAACGGCACCCUCACCCGUCGGCAUCAGAACGGCCGGUUUAUGGGCGAUGCUGACCUUGAGAGACAGAAAUUUUCAGAUUUGAAACUCAACGGACCCCAGGAUCACAACCACCUUCUGUAUAGCACUAUCCCCAGGAUGCAGGAGCCAGGGCAGAUUGUGGAAACCUACACAGAGGAGGACCCUGAAGGAGCCAUGUCUGUUGUUUCUGUGGAGACCUCAGACGAUGGGACUACUAGGCGGACGGAGACCACAGUCAAGAAAGUUGUGAAGACGGUGACAACACGGACAGUACAGCCAGUCCCCAUGGGACCAGAUGGACUGCCUGUGGACGCCUCAUCAGUCUCCAACAACUUCAUCCAGACUUUGGGCCGUGAUUUCAGGAAGAAUGGCAAUGGGGGCCCUGGGCCCUAUGUGGGGCAGGCAGGCACUGCAACCCUUCCUAGGAACUUCCACUAUCCCCCAGAUGGAUAUGGCCGACACUAUGAAGAUGGUUAUCCAGGUGCUAGUGACAACUACGGCAGUCUGUCCCGGGUGACCCGAAUUGAGGAGCGGUAUAGACCCAGCAUGGAAGGCUACCGGGCACCCAGUAGACAAGAUGUCUAUGGUCCCCAGCCCCAGGUUCGAGUAGGUGGCAGCAGUGUGGAUCUGCAUCGCUUUCAUCCAGAGCCUUAUGGGCUAGAGGAUGACCAGCGUAGCAUGGGCUAUGAUGACCUAGAUUAUGGCAUGAUGUCCGAUUAUGGCACUGCCCGUCGGACAGGAACACCCUCGGACCCUCGCCGACGCCUCAGGAGCUAUGAAGACAUGAUUGGUGAGGAGGUGCCACCGGAUCAGUACUAUUGGGCUCCUUUGGCUCAGCAUGAGCGGGGAAGUUUAGCAAGCUUGGAUAGUCUACGAAAGGGAAUGCCCCCACCUCCAAACUGGAGACAGCCUGAGCUGCCAGAGGUGAUUGCCAUGCUAGGCUUCCGCUUGGAUGCUGUUAAGUCCAAUGCAGCUGCAUACCUGCAGCACCUAUGCUAUCGCAAUGACAAGGUGAAGACUGACGUGCGGAAGCUCAAGGGUAUCCCGGUAUUGGUAGGAUUGUUAGACCAUCCCAAAAAGGAAGUGCACCUUGGAGCCUGUGGAGCUCUCAAGAAUAUCUCUUUCGGACGUGACCAAGAUAACAAGAUUGCCAUAAAGAACUGUGAUGGUGUUCCUGCCCUGGUUCGGUUGCUCCGAAAGGCUCGAGAUAUGGACCUGACUGAAGUCAUUACUGGAACCCUGUGGAAUCUCUCAUCCCAUGAUUCAAUCAAAAUGGAGAUUGUGGACCAUGCGUUGCACGCCUUGACAGAUGAAGUGAUCAUUCCACAUUCUGGUUGGGAGAGAGAACCUAAUGAAGACUGUAAGCCACGGCAUAUUGAAUGGGAGUCAGUGCUCACCAACACAGCUGGCUGCCUCAGAAAUGUAAGCUCAGAGAGGAGUGAAGCUCGCCGGAAACUCCGGGAAUGUGAUGGCCUAGUUGAUGCUCUCAUUUUCAUUGUUCAAGCAGAAAUUGGGCAGAAGGACUCAGACAGCAAGCUUGUGGAGAACUGUGUUUGCCUCCUUCGGAACUUAUCAUAUCAAGUCCACCGUGAAAUCCCACAGGCAGAACGUUACCAAGAGGCACUUCCCAGUGUGGCUAAUAAUACUGGGCCACAUGCUGCUAGUUGCUUUGGGGCCAAGAAGGGCAAAGAUGAGUGGUUCUCCAGAGGGAAAAAGCCCACAGAGGAUCCAGCAAGUGAUACAGUGGAUUUCCCUAAAAGAACUAGUCCUGCUCGAGGCUAUGAACUCUUAUUUCAGCCAGAAGUGGUGCGAAUAUACAUUUCACUCCUUAAGGAGAGCAAGACGCCUGCCAUCUUAGAAGCCUCUGCUGGAGCUAUCCAGAACUUGUGUGCUGGGCGCUGGACAUAUGGUCGAUACAUCCGCUCUGCUCUGCGUCAAGAGAAGGCUCUCUCUGCCAUAGCUGACCUCCUGACCAGUGAACAUGAACGAGUAGUGAAAGCGGCAUCUGGGGCACUGAGAAACCUGGCUGUGGAUGCUCGGAACAAAGAAUUAAUUGGCAAACAUGCCAUUCCUAACUUGGUAAAGAAUCUGCCGGGAGGUCAGCAGAACUCCUCCUGGAAUUUCUCUGAAGAUACUGUGGUCUCUAUUUUGAACACCAUCAAUGAAGUUAUUGCUGAGAACUUGGAAGCUGCCAAAAAGCUUCGAGAGACCCAGGGUAUUGAGAAGCUGGUCUUGAUCAACAAAUCAGGGAAUCGCUCAGAAAAGGAAGUCCGGGCAGCAGCUCUUGUCUUGCAGACAAUCUGGGGCUAUAAGGAACUUCGGAAGCCACUGGAAAAAGAAGGCUGGAAGAAGUCAGACUUCCAGGUGAAUCUAAACAAUGCAUCUAGAAGCCAGAGCAGCCAUUCAUAUGAUGAUAGCACCCUCCCACUCAUUGACCGGAACCAAAAAUCAGAUAAGAAACCUGACCGGGAAGAAAUUCCAAUGAGCAAUAUGGGGUCAAACACAAAAUUAUUAGAUAACAACUAUUCCACACUGAAUGAAAGAGGAGACCACAACAGAACACUGGAUCGAUCUGGGGAUCUGGGUGAUAUGGAGCCAUUGAAGGGAGCACCCUUGAUGGUAAAUCCUUGUUAUAUACUGCUGUGUAUAUGAGACUGAUAGUAUUUUGAAACUAUAUGAUAUAUGAAAUGGGGAAAGAAAAGAGAAAGGUAAUGUCUUUCUUUGGUAGGUGUUUUCAGGAAAAAGUAGAGGUUUUGAUGCAUCUUGAAGUUUCUUGGGAUGCUCUUCAUUGAUUGUGUUGGAGGAAGUCUUUGCAAGUGUUAUUGAUGUGACUAACAUUAACUAAUCUGUUCUAUCAUACAUCACCCUCUUCUUUCACUUACCUUGAGGGUGUUUUACCCUUUUACUUUUAACAGUGUUUGUUUACAAACUUGGGAUUUUCCUGAUUGGCACAUAGUUAGAGGUUCUUAUCUUGGCUCUCUUACUAACAAAUUGCAUGUGUUCACAGCAGGACGAGGGGCAGGAAUCUUUGGAGGAAGAGUUGGAUGUGUUGGUUUUGGAUGAUGAGGGGGACCGAGUGUCUUACUCCCCCAUGGUAUGUCCUCCAGUCACCCCUAAAAUGGCCCUCAAGAAGGAGGCCUCUGUGUGCCCACUCUUUGCCAAUCAUGUUGAUCUGAUCAGGCCUGAGACACUUGUCUGAGGCACGUGGGGCCCAAGGAUUUCUGCUUCUGUGAUCCUGACCUCUUCAAAGCCUGGGAUGCAGUGGGUGAUCUGAUUCUCUGUUGUGUGCUGCUUUCCUGCCUCCAGAUUUACUCAGCUGCCUUGUUCUCCAGGUCUUCCUGUUCUCAACCUUAUUAACAGCUUUCUCUUUUUUUUUCCUACAGCAGAAGAUUUAGCACCACUCUACCUGCUCCAUUUGGGCUUAUAAUAUAUUACUUUUAUUUUUUGGUGGUGAAAUGGACUGAUGAUUUUUUUUCCUUUCUUCGCUGGACUAUUGUGCCAACUGCCAGGCUGCCUCCUACCCUUAUAGCCCAGAGUGGCUGCCUUCAUUCCAUCAAUUCCCAACAUCUUCUACUGAAGUUUAAUUGUCCUGUCCUCCCAUCCCCUACCUCCAGUUUUCCCCAAGAAACCUGACUCAGUUAUUUGCAUAUCUUGAGAAACUGCUGCAGAUUAGCUCUUUUUGCCAGCCCUCCCUGGACCCUCGGCCUGUGUGGAGGGAGGGAGAAAGUGGAGCUCUUCACUGGAAGCUGUGGGAAGAACUGAAAAUUGCACGCUGUGUAUGCGUUAUUCAGCAUUCUGACAAACUGAUGACUUUAAUCAAGACUGUCUUUCUUUCUGGUGGGGAGGGAACUUUUAAUUUUGUUUUGGAUAAUGGGAAGUAUGAGUUCUUCCCUUAUCCAGUGGCUUUUUUGAAGCCAAGAAGGCUGGAAACAGUGGCACAUUCCACCUGGCAAGGGCCCUCGAGUAAGUGAGGUACUCCUCAAACUGGGAUUGAGAACUCUUGUUCCUCCUGUCCGAGGCAGGGACCACAAAGGACCUACAGACUCCAUCUCUUCUGUCAGCUUCAGGCCAACCUUGGGGUGCUGCCCUGACCAAGGCUGUCCUCAACCCUCCUCUCUUACCCUGUGAUAAAUCUGCUAACUUGACUUGGCCGUUUGCAAGAGGCUAUGUAAAAAAGAGAAUGCCAUGGAACACUUCUUGAUUGAGAAGAAACAGAAAGAUUGUCUUUUGGGGAGAAGAUGAACCUCUAGGAGGAAAUAGAAGGAAUGUACAUGAAGUGGUUAGUCUGAAACUGGCAGGAAGCUUCAAAGCUGGCUUUCCCCCCACCUUCCCCGCCCCAUUCUCUUCUUCCUUUAUAGGCUGGUCCCUCCUCCUCCCCCUCCCUGGAUCUGUUGGCCAACUACAAGACUUGUACAUAACUCCUGCCCCCUUUGCCCUUCUAAGGUAGGAGUUGCCCUGGCUUUGCCUCUUCCUUGUGCCUUUGGCCUGGGGUGCGUCUCCUCCCUCUCUUCCACGUGCCUUUCUUUGCCUCUGCAGUCUCAUUUCUCAUGAUUUUGCAAGUUAGAUUUUGUUAUUUUCUUACCCACAGUUGACCCUCAGUAGCCGAAGGAAAGGAGUGGUUACCUAAGGAACUUCAAGUCCUCCUUGGGGAUUGUUCUAGCCUCUGAUUUAGCCAACAGUGUACAGUUGGAAUUGGUGACUAUCCUAUCCUGAUAAGUCUCAAAGUGAGGCUGGUGGGAGGGAGUGCCAUGACUCUUACUCCUUAGUUGUUCCCAGUUCCCAUUAUCUGAAAGUUUAUAGGGAAUCAAGGGUUUCUCUCCAGUUCCUUUGCCUCCAUCAUACCCUGUCCAAUUGUAGGGAAUGUUACAGGUUGGGCUAGAGAAUCAGCUACUAUCUGGGUUGAUUUUUUUUUUUUUUUAAUUUUUUCCCUUAUUUGCCUUUGUUCCUUAAUCCAAAAGCUCUAUUCAAUGCAACUGGAAUUCUUUAUCCCUCUUGUCCUGUUCCUUAAUAUACUGAGGCUAUGGGGUGGGAGAAAAGUGCACAACCCACCAACCCCUUUCCCUAUGCAUUACAAUUCCCUUUUUUUUCCCUUUUUUUCUUUUUUUUUAACUGUUUGUUUCCCUCCCAUUUCUUCUUACCCCCAUCCACCUUUUCUGGCAGAAAGGAGCCUCUCUCCCUGGGACCCUCAGAGUACACUGCACAGGGAGCCUUCCCACCCAGACCUGGCUCUAUUCCUGGUUUCUUUUGUCCUCCUCUGCUCUUCCUGGUGCUCUUUUUCGGUGGGGUGUGGGUAAUAGAAUAGCCAUGGGCUUUGGGGGACCUUUAACUGUUUUUUUGUUUUGUUUUGUUUUGUUUUCCUCUUUCAUUUAUAAACACUAAACAUUCAAUUUCAGCAAACCAAAAAUCCUACCUUCCCACCGAACACUACUAAGGGGCAUGUCUUCUGCUCUAUAUCUUUUCUCUUUUCUUUCUCUCUUGUUAAUGCUUUUAAAAACAAAUGAGUUUUUUAUAUAAAUAAAGUUUUUAAAGUGUG